This is a messenger RNA of Coniophora puteana RWD-64-598 SS2, 1633 nucleotides long. Its product is annotated as glycoside hydrolase family 18 protein. Lineage: Eukaryota; Fungi; Basidiomycota; Agaricomycetes; Boletales; Coniophoraceae. The coding region runs from base 136 to 1266 and encodes 376 amino acids. Gene Ontology annotation, molecular function: hydrolase activity, hydrolyzing O-glycosyl compounds. The transcript is spliced from 10 exons. Gene Ontology annotation, biological process: carbohydrate metabolic process. The record is from RefSeq and is a predicted model, not a curated record.
CCUCUGGGCCCGAAGCAACCCUGAUGCUUGUAAUGGAACUAGGCGAUUCGUAUGCUCCCGAUCACAUGUUAUUUGUUCGUUUAUAAGGCCUAAUGAACAGCAGAGGCGAAACGCUCCUUCCGUCUCACGUCUAGCAUGUUCAUCUCCUCCACCCAGCUCUUUGCGACCGCGGCGCUCGCGGCGCUCGCGCCCUUGUCUGCGGCCGUGCCGUGCGCGGGCUCGUACCCCGCUGAGGCGCGCCCAAAGUCGAACGAUUACAGGCCAUGGUCAACACCGGUGAAGGGGUAUGCGACGCCCUCUCCCCCGCACUUCGUCGUCUACAGCGAUGAGUGGGUGUCUGGCGGACAGUUCCCGCCUACGCCUGCUCAGAUAUCGGGAUUUACGGUCUUUGCACUCUCCUUCUGGCUAAGCUCGGGCCCCGCAGAUAAUGCGGAAACCUGGGUCCAGCUUGAUAACAGCACCCGGAGCUCGAUCAAGUCUUCGUACGAGCAGGCGGGCAUCAAGCUGAUCGUUUCUGCCUUUGGCUCGACGGAGACGCCAGCUUCUAGCAACAACGAUCCCACACAGACUGCGCAGAAUCUUGCUAACUUCGUGAAGCAGUACGACUUGGAUGGUGUGGAUGUUGACUUUGAGGACUUCGAUGCUAUGUCGGCGGGAACCGGUGUUCAAUGGUUGACCACGUUCACACAAGCGCUUCGCAAGCAACUGCCGCAGGGACAAUAUCUCCUUACACAUGCACCCGUGGCACCUUGGUUUAGCCCUGGUAUGUAUACGGAUAACGCGUAUAUCCAAGUAGACGACAACGUGGGCAACCUCAUUGACUGGUACAACGUUCAGUUCUACAACCAGGGGUCCAGUGAAUAUACGACCUGUAACGGCCUGCUCUACGAGUCCUCGCAGACAUGGCCCAACUCCUCCGUGUUCCAGCUGGCGUACACAGGCGUCGAGAUGGACAAGAUCGUUAUCGGCAAGCCUGCCACCUCGGGCGAUGCGAGCAACGGGUACAUGAACACCACAUACCUCGCGCAGUGUGUCGCAGAUGCGAAGCAGGAUGGGUGGAAUGCUGGAGUCAUGGUCUGGGAGUUCCCUGACGCUGCCGCCUCGUGGAUCCAGUCCGUCCGCGCCAAGUCUUGGCCCGUCUCCAGCUUCAAGAAGCAGACGCAGCAGCCUAUGCCUGCCCCUGUGCGCGGCUCUGGGUCCCAAGUGAUCUUGCAAGGAUUCUGGGAGCGCGUUCGUUUCUGGAGCAUGGAGCUCAUCCAGCUGUAAUCACGUUGCGUCACCCUUGUAACGUGAGAUCUGUCUCGACGGCGGGCGAUGUCUGUUGUACACGAAGGACUCGAGUCCUUCAUCACGGACUCGGACGGACGGUGGAUGCUCCUGCCCCUUCGCGCGCUGUCUGUGUCUCAGCCUACCACUAGUCUCGUUCGAUCUUUGGCAUGUUUCGGAUAAAUCGGACAGUCUCAUUUGCUCGUACUAAUCAUCUAUCUCUCAUUCACUCAUUAACCUUGUCUUUCUGACUGCUGUAUUGUUGUAUACCGCAUACUCACGACACGCUUACGAUUAUGGCUCAAGUAUACCGACUCUUGUAAUUGAUACAUCAUAGCUGUAACCUUUUUGAAUUCAAACAACUUGC